Penicillium malachiteum is the source of this 1257-nucleotide messenger RNA. RefSeq lists its product as uncharacterized. Lineage: Eukaryota; Fungi; Ascomycota; Eurotiomycetes; Eurotiales; Aspergillaceae. The record is from RefSeq and is a predicted model, not a curated record. The coding region runs from base 1 to 1257 and encodes 418 amino acids. The transcript has a single exon.
AUGCCUGCCAUCAAAAAAGGAAACGCUGCUCUUCGGAUCGAUUUGGCUGCACCUGAAGGCUGGACCUUCGCGCCAGGUGACACGGUGAUCGGGGAUGUGGUUCGCUGUUCUUCGAUUGUCACCUCCAAUGCAGACCUCAAGGUGUAUCUUAGAGGCCGGAUACAGACAACCAGGACCAACCUGAGUAAUGGAAAUCGGUACGCGGCUGAUACGAAGCAUACUGCCUACGCUCAAAAUGUUGCGUCUGAGCAAAUUCUACUUUCAAAACGAUAUCCUGUGUUUGAAGGGCCUUUGCAUAUCCCAGAUGGUGGAGAUCCAGUUUCUUGGUCAUUUACAACAGAGAUUACUCCCGAUCCUCCAAGAACAAUAUAUGGGAAUAUCGAUAUCUUCUACGGUUAUCUGCCAGGCUCGACCCUUCCCGGGAGUUCCGGCUCGGUAGCGUUGAUUGAAUAUUUCCUUGAGGCUGAACUACGAUAUUGUGAAGAGGGUCAAUCUGGUGAGAAAAUAACUACCGCUCUUGAGCCCAUUACAUUGAGGCAUCGGCCUCUACACGAAUUUCAUGAGUUCGGAAUCGCACAGCAAAUAAUCGAGCGCAAAGUUCGAAGUCACCACUUGCUUCCAGAAUAUCGACCCUCCGCCUUAACUAUGAAGCAAAAGGCACAGCAAAUAUUUGGCUCAUCCAAAGUACCCGAGGUUCAUUUUCAGGUCGAGGUUUUCUUGCCGAACACUAUACAACUUGAUAACCCAUCUUUUCUCCCUAUGAACUUGAUCGUUCUCCAGAAGAAACGUACAAGUAACGAGAUUAGGAAUGUUGGAAGAAAAGCCUGGAUCAAUUCAAUCAAGCUUUCUCUUGAUACGUUUACAAUUGUGAAGAAUCAUGGAGCUUCUCUGGAAGCUGGAUUCAGUCAACCCACCAACUCUGCCACUUCAUUCCCUGCCAAGUUUGUCGGGACCAGUUCCGUCGCUCAGGAUCUCCAUCUGGAGAAAGCCAUCCAGGAUGCUAAUAUAUUCCCUUUGGAACUGAUUGUUAGUGAUGAUCCUAUUGAUCUGGGAAGUAUGCUCCAAUUGAUUCUCCACUCAGAUGGGCUCAGUAUGAGAGGGAUGCGGCUUCAAAAAGUAUUGCCAAUAACACCGAGUCUUGAUGUGUAUAAUAUUCGGUAUAUGAAUUGGCUAAAGGUGGAAUUAUCACUCACCAUGGCCAACGAGAGGUUCAAUUUGGAUACCAGGAUACCUGUGAAGAUAUUAGCCGCAGAAUGA